CGGAGCAGUCUCCCUCCCCGUCCUCAUGCCGCCCCCUCCCACCCAGGGGGAUCCGCUGCGGGGCAAGGGAACGGGGGGCUUCAACUGACCAGCGCCAGCCAUACCCCCGCACGGGCGGGGGGGGGGGGUUUGCAAACGCUGCCCCUUGAACUGUCCCCUCCUUAUCAACCCAUUCCAACCACUCCCCGGUCCCAUAGGAGCCGCAGGAAACUGCCCCGUAAAUUCUCCAGUUCCAGAAGUGUUUUAAUAUUCUCUGAAACACACUCGUAGCAGGGAAUAUGUUAUCUUCCCCUCCCCCUCUCCCUUUUGCAAUAAAGUGACAGAUAUUUGGGACUUAUGCAGAACCUCUCCAUUUAGAUGUAAAUGAAAUCACGAUGUACUUUGGAGGAUUGGGAUUUUAAUACUAUCAGCAUUUUUUAUUUUGAAACUGAUCACGCUACCUCAAUUAAAUUUUAAUGGAGGGCAAAGACUAGGGACAGCUUACUAGGAUCCAAAGCAUAGGCCAUUGAGCAUGUAGUAAGAACUACACAACUACUAUAUUGAGCAUGGAGUAAGAACAUCACAACAGGCUCUUGAGUCCCAUCUUGAUUGGUGUUAUACCUUCAAAGUUGAGUGACUGGCUCCUUUUCCUUCCAUCUCUGUUAGCAUAUGGAUGGACUCGCUGACUUCUUUUGUUAUCGUGAAUGUCUGGAUGUUCUAAUUCAUGGAUGUCACAAGUGCAUGUGUGGUUAUAAAUUGAAAUGUGUGACAGUAGAGACAGGUGGCAUGCUGGAGAGAAGUGUCUUGCCCCAUCUCCUGAAAGUGGGAAACUUUGUGAAGCCACAAUAAAGUCAGUUGAAACAGACAAGAAUGGGAAAUCAUUUGCAAUUGUAUCAUUUUUGGGGUCUGAAGAAAAGAACAUAUUAAUAACGAAACUCUGUAAAGCCAGAGAUCCCCGGAAUAGCUUAAUAUUUGAUGAUGAAGAUUUGGAAAAGCCUUAUUUCCCUGACCAAAGGCUUCCAUCUCCUGCUGUUGCUUUUGAGUUAUCUGGAGAUGGGGACUGUAUCCCUUAUACAAUUAAUAGGUAUCUGCGUGAUUAUCAAAGGGACGGGGUUCAGUUUCUCUAUGGACACUAUGCUCGUAAAAGAGGAUGUAUUCUUGGAGAUGACAUGGGACUUGGAAAAACAAUACAGGUCAUUUCGUUUCUGGCUGCAGUACUACACAAAAAGGGAACACGUGAAGAUAUUGAAAACAAUAUGCCAGAAUUUUUAUUGAGGACCAUGAAAAAAGAACCAACAUAUAUCCCCAAAAAGACUUUCCUAAUAGUGGCCCCUCUUUCUGUGCUUUAUAACUGGAAGGAUGAGUUGGACACUUGGGGCUAUUUCAGAGUCGCUAUUUUACAUGGCAGUAGAAAGGACAAUGAACUGAGUCGAAUCAAGCAGGGAAAGUGUGAGAUUGCUCUAACAACAUAUGAGACACUUCGCCUAUGUUUGGAUGAACUUAACAGCCUAGAAUGGUCAGCUGUAAUUGUAGAUGAAGCACACAGAAUCAAGAAUCCAAAGGCUCAAAUAACCCAAACUAUGAAGGCUUUAAAAUGCAGUGUUCGUAUAGGUCUUACUGGAACCAUUCUUCAGAACAACAUGAAAGAAUUGUGGUGUGUCAUGGACUGGGCUAUACCUGGACUUUUGGGUAGCAGAACACAUUUCAAGAAGGAAUUUUCUGAUCCAGUGGAGCAUGGCCAGAGGCACACCGCAACUAAGAGAGAGCUAGCAACAGGUCGAAAGGCCAUGCAGAAGCUAGCAAGAAAAAUGUCUGGCUGCUUCCUGCGACGUACUAAGGCUUUUAUUAGUGAUCAGUUGCCAAAAAAGGAAGACAGAACGGUAUACUGUUCCCUGACAGAGUUCCAGAAACAAGUAUAUCAGGCUGUGUUGGCAACAGAAGAUGUAAGCUUAGUAUUGCAAGCACGGGAGCCCUGUAGUUGUAGCAGUGGCCGUAAAAGGAAGAAUUGUUGUUACAAAACAAAUGCCCAUGGUGAAACAAUGAGGGCACUGUAUUUCAGUUACCUGACAAUCCUUCGGAAGGUUGCUAAUCAUGCUGCUCUCCUACAGACAGAGAACACCAGCAAACAUCAGGAAGAACAUAUCAAAAGGAUAUGCAACCAGGUAUUUUCCGAGUUUCCAGAUUUUGUACAGCUGAGCAAAGAUGCAGCCUUUGAAACAAUUUCUGAUCCAAAGUACAGUGGGAAAAUGAAGGUCCUUCAACAGCUUUUAAAUCACUUCAGAAAAAACAAAGAUAAAGUUCUUCUCUUCUCCUUUUCCACCAAGUUGCUAGAUGUGCUGGAACAAUACUGUAUGGCAUCUGGGCUAGAUUACCAAAGACUUGAUGGAAAUACAAAGUCAGAGGACCGGGUCAGGAUAGUGAGAGAGUUCAAUAGCAUGCAAGAUGUUAACAUUUGCCUUGUUUCUACAAUGGCUGGUGGAUUGGGUCUCAAUUUUGUUGGAGCCAAUGUCGUUCUGUUGUUUGAUCCAACAUGGAAUCCAGCAAAUGAUCUUCAAGCCAUUGACAGAGCCUAUAGGAUUGGCCAGUGCAGAGAUGUGAAAGUGUUUAGAUUGAUCUCGUUGGGGACAGUGGAGGAGAUGAUGUACUUACGGCAGGUUUACAAACAGCAACUUCACUGUGCGGUAGUUGGAAGUGAAAAUGCCAAGCGAUAUUUUGAGGCAGUGCAAGGAUCAAAGGAACAUCAAGGAGAGCUUUUUGGGAUCCAUAACCUCUUCAAGCUUCGAACCCAGGGGUCCUGCCUUACAAAAGACAUCCUGGAGAGGGAGGGUCAAGUGGAAGCAGGAGUCAUGACAGCCACUACAUGGCUAAAGGAGGAGCCAUCAUCAUGCAAGUUAGAAAUGCAUGCAGAGCCAGGUUGUGAAGACGAUAAAGCUCCUCUCAAAUCGGAGAAAGAGGAAUUUGAUUUUUACAGUGACUUUAGUGAUGAUGAACUUGUGGGAAGCUCAAGAACAAAAAGAAGUAGAUUUUGCAGUGCAAAUGACAUGCUAGUUUCACAGAAACAGCUUACCUUAAUGCAGUGUGGUUUUCUUAAACUGCUAGAGAGAGAAACUAAAGCUACUGAGGUCACUGAUAGUAAUGGUGCAUCUGAUCAUGAUAGCUCAGAUGCCAGGUCUGUGGGCCAAAGAGCAAAUGUAGAUGUCAAAUGCAUUGGUCUUCAGAAAAGUAGAAGUCAUAGUAUUUUGAGACGUCGGAGAACCACUGAAUCACCAAAUAGAAGUGAAAAACAAGAUAUGCAUUGUGCGAUUGUAGCGCCAGAUUGGCCUGUUUCAUCUGAAUCUGAGGAAGAAAAGGACAUUGAAAAUAAAAAUAUAGAUCAGUGCAUUUCAAAGGAAAUUGGCAUAGUCAUGGAGACUGAAGGCAGCUCAGAAGAGAGUGAUGAUGUCAUCUUUCCUUCACAAAUUCUAACUCACCAAGAAACUGCUCCUGCUAAAAGUGUUAAAAGAGACAAGGCUGUAUCAGAAAAAUUGGAAGGGUCAGAUACAGAAAAGACCACUAAACAUACACCUAAAAGAGACACUUUGGCCUGUAAACAAUCUCUAUUCCAUAAUACUAGGUCAGUCUUCACCAAAACAAAGACUUGGAAAAAUGCCCAAAAGUCCACAACAUAUGUGAGAGGCACUAGUGACAUAAGUGAUGAGUCUGAUGAUCUUGAAAUACCCCUAUGGUCCAAAUCAAGAAACCAGAAAGCCUUCACUGCUCUUACGUUGAAACAAAAAUAUGAUCGAAAUAAGAAGUUCUGUAAUUCUUCCAGAACUGUGGUGCAGGCAAACAAGCCAAACAAUGGAGAAAAGGAAACCGAUUCACAGAAUAUAGGUGAAUUUUCAUCCUCUGAAGAUGGUUUACCAGUCAAGAAAAUUCACUUAAGUAAGCAAAACCACAGGCACAAAAAACAGAGACGCAGAAUUCAGUUUGACCCCAAAUCACCCUGUCGUGUUAGAGGUGCCUCAGUUAUAGUUUCGACACCCAGUCACUCUCAUGUGCACAAGACCUCUAUAAGUAAGAGAGCAUGUGUCAGUCAAGAAGAAAAUGUGGGAUCAGUGGACAAUUUUUUAGACGGUGUUCAAGAAGUGGCUUAUAUUCAUUCAAACCAGAAUGUGGUUGGAUCAAGCAAGGCUGAGAAUCAGAUGAGUAACUGGGCAGUGCGAGAUGUGUUUGAGUUGAAGCAGUUUUCCCAGCUCCCUGCUAAUAUAGCAGUCUACAGUGCCAAGAGAGAGAAGGAAACCCAAGAAGCCAUAUCAGCAAAAAAGAACAUUAAGAGAGAACAGCAAAUAAGUGACAAGAGUAAGCAGUCUCACCUUUGUAUUGCACAUCCUGCAAUCCAGAAGAAGAAAAAGGUACACAGAGUAGGUCCAACUACCUUCUUGAUUGGAGAGACACCCAAAAGCAUUCGCAGGAAACAGUUUGAAGAAAUGGUAUCCCACUUUAACAUGGCUUCAGUUGAAGAACUUGCAGAAUAUAUUGCAAAAGCCACAUCAGGAGUACGACAGAAAAUGUUGAGAGAUUUUUAUGCUGGAAAGUGUCCAGAGUUAGAGGACCUAUUUCCAGUCAAAGUUCCAGUACGCGUUUCAGAUGGGUGUGAGGAAGAAGAGGUGUAUAUAAGUCAUUGUAGAAAGAGAAGGGCCAUUGUAAAAUGUGGACAAUCAAGGUCUGGUCCUUCAGCUGAAGAUCCUCCCUGUGUGACUGCAGGAAUAUGUAGCCAAAAAAGACACAAAGGAGAAGCAAAACAGUUUCACAAUGAUUUCUGCAUUCAAGAUGCUGUGUGUCUUAAUUCAAAAGAUAAACAAUUGUCCACUGUCAAUACCCAAAAUAGCUUCAGUGGGAGAAACAGUCAACCAUUCAAAGAUUUUAUGGCAACUGACUCAGUAAGCAGUAAAUCAGAAAUAAUAGAUGUGCUCUCUGUAAAUAUCACUAAAGGACAGCAGGACUCGGAGGGGAUGGAAUCUCAAAGAAAAAGAUCCCUGUCUCAGUCAGAAAACAGAGAAAGAGAAACUCAGACUUACAAGAAAAACUCUUUUGUAGACUUACUAGGAGACACCUCUGUUCUCAAUGACCUCUUCAAAAGUAAUGGAAACAGGCCUACGGAGCUGCCAAGAACAUCUCUUUCAGGGCCUGCAGAAAAAGCAAAAGAACGACCAAAAGACUUCUGGGAUGUGCUGAAUGAGCAGAAUGAUGAGAGUCUCAGAAAGCUCACAGACAUGGCCGUCAUAGAGGAGUUGUGUGAAAGAGUACCUCCUAUUGCUUUGACAAAAAAGAAGGAAGUUCAUGAAAGUUCUCUUUGGAAACAAAAUGAUAAUUUUUUAUGGAAAAAAUAUAAUCUAAGUGAUUCAGAUGAGUCUACAUCUGGCACACACACCUUUUGAUGUCUAAAUAUGAAAGACUGAUCUUAAAGUUCAGAAACUGUAUCUGUCCCUGGAUGAACAAUGGCAUAGUGGAGAACUGCAAUUUGCUGAGAAACUGAAUUCAAAAUCAUUUUCAAAUUAAUAUUAAUCUUCCCCCUCUCGCUCCCUUUUGCAUGUUCCCUGGAAUUUUGCUUUGACUGGGAACCAAAAGUUGAUGAAAAAAUCUUCACUUCUCAUGUUUGCAUCCUGCAAAUGUUAUGUCUUAAAUACUUCUUUUUCCACAUGACUUCAUGUGCUAGCAAUUUGACUUAAUGAGUAGCUGCAAUAAAUGUACAGUAUGGAAAUGUUGUUACAAGUCUGCUAGAGCAUUCCCAUGCUUAAGCAAAGCAUUGCGUUGAAAGAGAUGUAAAAUAUAUAAUUACUCUGAGGCCUUGAACAAAAUCCUGGUUCUUAGUUCACUCUUACCCUUUUUUGGACAGUGUGAGUAAACCUUAAUUAUGCCUUGUUUUUAAAGAGAAUUGCUGAGGGCCUGUACAUCUGGACUUUGCUUUCCCUAUCAUCAUCUAUGGAUAUGUUCAAGCUAUUAAAAUGAACACAAUUCACUGCAUAUUGUUUAUUUUAGUUGAAACCCUGCCAAGUUCCUUACCUAAUGAUGUAUUUAAAAGAUCUCACAUAAGCAUAUUGGUAAUUUUAUUUGGAAAUUCAAUUUAGCGGAUGCAGCAAACAAGAUGAACCCAGAAUUAAAUGUGAUUAGAUUUCCUCUCCUGAAUAUUUACAAAUUUUAGAUGUUAAAUCUGCCUUCCAAUCCCCUUCAAUGUCAGCCUGUUGCCAAUUUGUUUCUCAUUGCUUAGAAGAGCAGAAAAUCAUGGGUGUGACUGAAAUGUAGGUUUUGCAGUUAUUGUUGCUUUUCUCAGAACUGAAGCAUUCAGGUUUUUUUUUUAAAUGGUUAAUGAAUAAAUUCUGUGCUGACUUAUACCCUAUACAGUUUCAGUUAGUUUCUUAGUUCUUUUGAAUGUCUGAAGCAGUCUUCAUAGUGUAAACUGAUGCACUGGUAAUCAGUACCUCUUAUUGAAAAGAAUCUGUAGUGUCUAGUGAUGGACAGAAAUAAAUCCACAGGUUAAUGGUGGUUGAACUUUAAAUGGUUUGCAAGUUAAGAGUCCAAUCCUCCAACUCUAUCAAGUCAACAGAAGGGGGCCAGCAAAGAAGGAAGUGCAUGCACCACUUUUCAAAGGUGUGACAGGACCACUCUGCCUGGUACACCCAGAGCAUUGCACUGUCUGAUGCAGUCAGAUACCACCGUGAUGGGUGUGAUAUAAAUGCUUGGGUAGAUGGAUGGGUAGACACACUGGCUACAGCAGCUCUCACUGGCACAGUGCCACCACUGAGAGGUGAAAUCUGUCUGCUAUUCAGUUUAAGACCUGGUCCCAGGAGGGCUCAAUUUUGGUUAAUGACAUGUUGCUGAACAUGAUCUGUCCUUACCAAUUAAAUGGUUAUGAUAUAUUAACAGUUUCCCCAAAACUGAGCUGAGUGGAAAAUAUUUUUCUUCCUGCAUAAAUUUUUUACUUUUCUGUUUUAAAAAAAAAAUGGUGGUGGUUGAGGCGGGGGGCGAAUUUGGCCACAAUCUUUAGGUUAAAAUUGAAAAUACUUCACUGAGCCUCAUGGAAGUUGUAGUUCAGGUGUCUCAUACUCCCAUUCUCCUCUAUGGGCCAGGCUCCCUGGAUGAGCUAUAUCUUCCCUGAUACAUUCGAGUUUCUCCUCUUGCUGAGCAUAGAACAGUGCUUCAUCAGAAUCCCUAGCUGCAGUGCAUUGUGGGAGAUGUAGUCUGGCUGGGGAACCUAGCCCAUAGAGGAGAAUGGAGGCAUGAGGCAGCAAAAUAACAACUCCCAUAUAGCACCAGAGCAGCAUUUCCAAAUUGAAAUAUUUUAGUUUUAGACUUAAAUGCUUUGGUUUUUUAGGUGUUCAGCUUUUUAAUGAAAAGUCAGGUUUCCAUGGAAAGCAGGACACUUUCUGUGACAAAAGGUUGUUUAGUCAAAAACCCAAUUUUUUAUCCAAAAACAGUUUCAACAGAAAAUUUUCAAUCAGCGCUACCCAAAAACAUUGUGUCUCUCUCUCUCUCUCCUAAUAAACAUUAGAGCCAUGACUAACAUCAUUUGAUCUGAGAAACCAUGAACUUAGGGUAAGUUCAGAUCUGAGCUCUGCAACUCAGGCCCUUGUUAUUAUCUUCAUGUAUUUCAAAUUCAAACAAAAUGACUCCUCUUCAUAUUUGUUGUAUUGAAGGAUGGGCAGACUUCAAAAAGCUGGGUAGUAGUUUGAAACAGGACUUGAAGAUGCUUAUUUUAAGCCUUCCCUAAUCUAUCCAAACCAUUUUAUCCUUCAAAACAGGGGUUGAAACAUUAUGAAAGUAGCGUAGUAGCUUGUGUUUCCUGUUUUGCCUGCAACCAUGAGUUACAGAUAUGAGUAAGGCUGAAAAUAUAAUGAAAAAAUCUAACGGGCUAGGGUUUGUCUCAGGAGUCAGAUGAGUGGAGAGUCAUUUUAUGGGAACCUGUUCCUAGUUGCACUAUGUUAUUCUGGAGAAAUUCUGCCCUAUUUUGCUCCAUACUACUGGUUUAGAUGGUUCUUUUACUUGACAAAUUACUGAGACUAUUUUUUAAAAUUAUUUAAAAUUCUAUUUUUAAAACAAAUAUAGCAGAAGAGCAGCAAUAGUACUGCCACGCUCUUUUACAAGGCCAUAAUUCAGUCCCCUUGUUGGCAUAACCCAUGAGAGCUUUGGUCUCAUAGCUUCUCCAUUUGGUGACUGGAUUACUGCCUUGUAAAACAGCAUGACAGUACUAUUACUACUAAAAGAAGGGACAGCCAUCCAGAGAGCCAAUUGGCUGACACCUUUUUUUCUUUUGGCCAUAAUAUUUUUGUUCUUGGAAGUAGCAUAUAAAACAAAAUGUUUGCAACUCUAACACCUAAUAAUUUACCUUUUUUCCCUGCAAUAUGAAGUCUAUUUUAUAUAGUUUGCUUAAUUUAUUAUCAACUUGCUGAUAGUAUUAUUCAUUAUUUAUAUAGCACUGUAAAUGUAUGAGGCAUGUCACAAUAAGUAAUAUGUCUAAGUAUGUAUAUGGCUCCUUUACAAAUAUUAUUAAUUUACCCUCCCAAGACUUCUGUGUGGUAGGGACAUAUUAUCCCCGUUUUACGUAUCAGGAACUGAGGCUCAGAAAGAUUAAAGAUUAGAUUGUGUAUCAAUUUCUCACAUUGGUGAGCAUUUACAUACAGUGUCCUAAUGAAGUCACCCAAUGUGAAUGUGAAGAAGGGGUGCAUAAUCUAGCCCUUUGUGACUUGCCCUGGGUCAUAGCAAAAGUCAGGAUGGAACCCAUAUCUCCUGAGUCCCAAGCCAGUAGCCUUAACCACAAAAUCAUUCUCCCAUUCCUUUGAGAAGUAAAGGACACAAUGCCUGCCCAAAGAGUUUACACUUUAAAGGCACUGUUGUGUGUCCUGGUCCCACUAAUAUGGCCUGGUAUCAUGCAGACAAACAGAGAUCAUUGUGUUGUCACUGUAGCUGCAGCAUUUCCACAAUUUAGGUGGGUUUGCGGAGACUUUUGAAGGAGGACAGAACAGGAAUUUAGAACAACCUCCCAAUUUUUUCACACAUUCACGAGAGGGGGGCGGGGAGAAAGAGUAGUGGAUAAAAGUCCUCAGAAGAAUGUUUCCUGCUGCUAGAGCAAAGCAGAAGACCAUAGCCGGCUGGAUAAAAUAGAGUAGCCCCCGAGCUGUUCUAUUCUGUGCCAGAUCUAAGGAAGGGAAUCAGGGAGCCAGCUAUUCCCCUCUUUGCUGCACCCAAGAUCUGGCUUUGUGCCUUUGAUGAAUAAACUACUGCUAAUUAUCCAGCUAGAUGAGCAAUAUUUUUUCUUUUCAAAUACAUAAUUGCUUGUUUGAAUCCAAAAUUGCCAAAUUUCAUCUGUAUCCACAUUUUUAUUCAAAUUCACUCUGAACUACCAGUACUACAGAAAUCUGCUUCCAGGUUGUCUUAGGGCUUGUCUUCACUACAGAGUGGAGUUAUAACUCAAGUGGAGCUCCUAACUCAAUUCCCAUCCACACAUAAAACCCCUUAACUUGAGAGUGGUGGUGCUUUUUACUCAAGUUGGCUGAGCCAUCAGGGCCGUACCACUGUAGUGUCUCACUGUAGAUGUUGGGUUGCCCUCAAAGUUAUAUAAGUAUGAUAGAAUUAUCAUUAUGUAGUAGUAGAAAUAAAGAUAGACAAAAGAGUAUAUAGGUAUUGUAAAAAAGUAUGAACAUCAGUUCCAUGCUGUUGAAUUUCACUCUGUAAUAAAUGCAAGGCCAAAGUGCUAAUUAUUUCAGACCGGAACAGGACAAAGAGUCUGUGCUGGAAAGUGAUAAGAACUUUGAGAAAAUAAUGCUGUUCUUUAAAACAACACUCUGAUGCUCUUUCCCCACGGGGGCCCCUUGUCAUGCCUAUGUAAAUCUUGGUAUCCAAAGAGGGAAAAAUAGAUAGUGGGAUAGAACUUGUUCAAUGAAUCAAGAAUCAUAGAUUGUGUUGUUAAGUAAAAGAAUGGAUGAUGAGUGCAUGGAAUUGAGAGCCUGAAGCAGGGAAAUAAUUGGUUAGUAACUAGUGCCAGCCUAAUCCUAAGAAUUUCAACCUUGGUAUCGAUGGGCCGAAGAAUAUGCAAAGUGGAGAUAAUCGGAUGACCCCGGAGGGCGAACUGGAAUCCAUGCAAAACGCAUCAAGGAAGAACAAGAAGAUAACACCUAGCCAUCAUGGAUGUACCACCUACUGAUUGAGCUGAUUGAUGGUCAUCUCAAUUGUAAAUUCAGCAUGAUGAAGCAACUUCCAUAGACUUGUAUUGAACCAGAGACCUACAAAAAUUGGGUCCAGGGACUGUGUUCUUUGAGUCUGGUUCUACAACCACCCUCCAGGAGCAUCGGAUGCGCAUCUGACAAUGACUCGGCUCCACUCUUGUGUCCAGGCCACCUGGCCAAUGACUUGGCACGAGCAAUGUCUAGGCUGGUAACUAUAACAACCUUUUUGUACAACCUGUGUGUGAAUGUCUGUGUGUGUGAAUGGAUCUAUAUAGAAAUUGCAUAUAGGAAUACUUUGUUGUAUUUACAAUAAACAUGGCAACUUGCC
This is a messenger RNA of Caretta caretta (loggerhead turtle), 10509 nucleotides long. NCBI's taxonomy places the organism in Eukaryota, Metazoa, Chordata, Testudines, Cheloniidae. The record is from RefSeq and is a predicted model, not a curated record.